UGCAGGCAGCACUGGCGGCUAGGAUAUUUUUGUGCAACAUUUUUGAGUCCUUCAAAGCCAUAUGAGUCGGUGAUGUGCAUCUUUUACAGAGUUGAAUGUUUGUCAAGUAUUUGAUGACAAGUUUCUAGAACGGCCAGCAUGAUAUUAUAUCUUAAAUAUAGAGCAACUUAAAUAAAGUUGAACUUUUAGCCACGGAACUUGGAGAAUACCUUUUCCUGUUGUCGACAUGAUGAUGGGCGGAGGUGGGGUUCCAAAUUUGCAAUACACGGCACAGUCCAAGUAGCCGGAAGACUCGGAGGAUUAUCGUAUAGGAGGACUGAAACAGAGUCCAAUGUCCCAAGAUCCUUCACAAAAUCCCCCUUUCCCCUUUCUCAGACCAUGCUUGUCAGUUUGGCAGAGAACCACUCGUCACCAUCCUUUGCUUCAUCAAGGCAUUUCUUCUCCAAUACCUGCUAAUGCCGAUGCAGUUAUCAUAGGUUCAGGUAUCGCCGGAGCCCUUACUGCAUACGAAUUACUGUCGGCACCCAAUGGUCCCAAGAAUGUCGUAAUGCUUGAAGCCAGGGAAGCUUGCUCUGGUGCCACAGGCAGAAAUGCAGGUCAUUGUCGUCCAGACGCUUUUCGUGGAUUCACCGCCUUUUCUAAAAUCCACGGCCCAGAGCAAGCCAUGAAGAUUAUCGAGCACGAAAAGCUUGUUCUUCAACUGGUUAAACGGUUUAUCGAUACCCACAAGAUUGAGUGCGACUUUGAUUAUUGCAAGACCUUUGAUGUUAUCAUGGGAGAGGAUUUCUGUCAAUACGUCACUGGCAGUUUUGAGUCCUUCAAGCAAUAUGGUGGCGACACGUUUGGUAUAACUUGGCUUGAACAAGGUGAAGCACGAAAGGCCACUCGUGUUCCUGGGGCUCUUGGCGCGUUUGAGUGGAAUGCUGCGAGUCUUCACCCGGCAAAGCUUUGUCUUGCAGUCCUGGCUCUGGGUCGCGAUCUUGGCUUAUCCCUCUUUACUCAUACACCUGCAACGGCAAUCGAGCCUUCUCCCUUCGGCAACAAGAGUUGGGUUGUACGCACUACCCGUGGUUCGAUCACGACACCCGUCAUCGUUCAUGCUACCAAUGCCUUCGCUGAUACCCUCCUUCCCCAAUUGAAGAACCUUGUAACUCCUAUGCGUGCUCAGGCCCACAAGAUAAUCCCAACCCCUUCAUUUUCGUCAACGAGUAUGCUUACCCAUACCUACUCGUUGCGAUUCGCUUUACAUCACUUCUAUUCACUUAUCCAGCGCAAGUCGGACGGGACGCUCGUCUUAGGCACUAGCCGGGGUAUUCCCGGCCUCAGUGAGGCCACACGUGCAGAACUUGCUUGCAAAAACGAUCGGGUAUUCAAUGAGGAAAUUCAAGAAGAUGCGAUCAGAUCCUUCAAGACGAUAUUUCCUGAUUUUGGGGAGGAGGCUCUGGGAGAAGGGCUUGAGUAUGGAUGGACAGGUAUACUCGGGAUGACCAAAGAUUCGGUGCCUUUUGUUGGAGCAGUCCCUGGUAGUCCAGGUCAGUAUGUCCUAGCGGGGUUCAAUGGCCAUGGAAUGGCGCGUAUUUUUGGUUGUGCGCCUGGUAUAGCCCAGAUGGUUCUUGGGGGGAAGUGGGAAGACACAGGGACGCCGGACUGCUUCCAGAUUACCGAAGAGCGGAUGGAAAAACUAAGACAGUAAAGGUAAGUGUAAUAAGGUUAGAUGCAGGUUGGGCAGCCCUGCAAUUGUACGAUUAUUUUAUGCCAGUUACAUUCUAUGUGUCCACUAAGUAGACUGUACCAUACCGCCUCUAUUUUAUUUUGACUUUUGGCCAACGGCUUCCCAAGU
Messenger RNA from Guyanagaster necrorhizus, 1840 nucleotides. RefSeq names its product FAD dependent oxidoreductase. NCBI's taxonomy places the organism in Eukaryota, Fungi, Basidiomycota, Agaricomycetes, Agaricales, Physalacriaceae. Gene Ontology annotation, cellular component: cytoplasm. The record is from RefSeq and is a predicted model, not a curated record. The coding region runs from base 332 to 1693 and encodes 453 amino acids. The transcript has 4 exons.